Messenger RNA from Ilex paraguariensis (yerba mate), 1560 nucleotides. The record is from the annotation of a GenBank genome assembly. NCBI's taxonomy places the organism in Eukaryota, Viridiplantae, Streptophyta, Magnoliopsida, Aquifoliales, Aquifoliaceae.
AUGCCAGCCGCUAGAUUGGUUGGUGCUUUGGGUGUCAUCAUGGUUGGUGAUGAACGGGCUAGAGGGCUGGGUUUCUUUUGCAACAGAGAAGAGAGAGAGUCCAUGGCUGAAGCUGAUAAGCUACACGUAGUUUUGUUCCCAUGGCUAGCCUUUCGUCACAUUAUCCCAUUCUUAGAGCUUUCCAAGCCCAUAGCUGGAAAGGGUCACAAAGUCUCCUUCAUAUCAACCCCUAGAAACAUUGAUCGAUUGCCAAAAUUUCCUCCAAACUCAGCUCCUCUACUGAGUUUAGUGAAGCUCCCUUUACCCCGAGUCGACAACCUCCCUGAACACGCAGAGGCCACCAUUGACGUGCCCUACGACAAGGUCCAAUAUUUGAAAAAAGCCUUCGAUGGUCUCCAAACUGAGUUGACUCAGUUCCUCAAGAUCUCAAACCUCGAUUGGAUCAUCUAUGACUUUCCCCCUCACUGGUUGCCCCAAAUUGCAAGUCAACUUGGGAUUUCACUUGCCUUCUUUAGUACAGUCAAUGCAUGGUCCGGGGCUUUCUUUGGAUCGGCGAUCACCAUGGCGAACUCCGCUGAUUAUCGUACGAAGCUGGAGGACUUUACCGUAGCACCGAAAUGGGUUCCAUUUCCAUCUUGUAUCGCUUUUUGGCUCCAUGAGAUAAAGAGAUUGUACAACCGUGUUGAUGAUAAUAUUUUUGGCAUUUCAGACGCGUUGCGUUUUGGGAAGACUGUAAUGGGAUGCGACGUGUUUCUCAUAAGGAGCUAUACAGAGCUUGAACCUAGCUGGUUGCACCUCUUGCAAGAGCUCCAACAAAAGCCAGUUGUUGCAGUAGGUUUAUUGCCACCCUCAUUCCAAGGCGACAAGGGUGGCAAGGAUGAUACUUGGCACACAAUCAAUCUCCAACAAAAGCCAGUUGUUGCAGUAGGUUUAUUGCCACCCUCGUUCCAAGGCGACAAGGGUGGCAAGGAUGAUACUUGGCACACAAUCAAUGUAUGGCUGGACAUACAAGAGAAAGAGUCUGUUGUAUACAUAGCACUCGGGAGCGAGGUGACACCGAGUCAAGCUGAACUCACAGAGUUGGCUCUAGUGUUAGAGCUUUGUGGUCUGCCCUUCUUUUGGGCUCUAAGGAAGCAGCAUGACUCGGCCAACUCAUUUGAGUUACCAGAUGGGUUCCUAGAGCGAACCGAAGAUGGGUUCCUAGAGCGAACCGAAGGUCGUGGAGUUGUAUGGACUAGUUGGGUGCCUCAACUCAGGAUACUAGCACAUGACUCGGUGGGUGGUUUCGUGACUCGUUGCGAUUGGAGUUCAGUCAUUGAAGGACUCCAAUUUGGGCGGCCAUUGAUUAUGCUGCCUUACUUGGGAGACCAAGGGUUGAUUGCUAGGGUUUUGGAGGAGAAGAGAGUGGGAAUAGGGAUACCAAGUGAUGGCGUUAACGCACUUUUACAAAAGAUGAGCUGGGAUUACGUUAGGUUGNAAGUGGGAAUAGGGAUACCAAGUGAUGGCGUUAACGCACUUUUACAAAAGAUGAGCUGUGAUUACGUUAGGUUGCUAAGAUGA